Molecule: messenger RNA, 1748 nt
Organism: Ananas comosus (pineapple)
Lineage: Eukaryota; Viridiplantae; Streptophyta; Magnoliopsida; Poales; Bromeliaceae
Product: tubulin alpha-6 chain-like
Exons: 5
Coding region: 182-1534 (450 amino acids)
Biological process (GO): mitotic cell cycle; microtubule cytoskeleton organization
Cellular component (GO): microtubule; cytoplasm
Molecular function (GO): structural constituent of cytoskeleton; GTP binding
Source: RefSeq, a predicted model, not a curated record
CCUCCCCAUCGUGGUCCAUUUCUUCCUCUCCCUCCUCUCUGUGCUCCAUUUUUCUCUCGUGAAGGUGGAGAGAGAGAGAGAGAGAGAGAGAGAGAGAGAGAGAGAGGAGACGAAGCGAGGGAGGAGAUAAAGAGCGGCGUGAGCGUAGAGCGAGAUCUAAGGUUAGGGUUAAGGGAUCGAAAUGAGGGAGAUCAUAAGCAUCCACAUCGGCCAAGCGGGGAUACAGGUGGGAAAUGCGUGUUGGGAGCUCUAUUGCCUCGAACAUGGGAUCCAGCCCGAUGGGAUGAUGCCAAGCGACACGACUGUCGGGGUGGCGCAUGAUGCGUUCAACACUUUCUUCAGCGAGACGGGCGCGGGGAAGCACGUGCCAAGGGCAAUCUUCGUCGACCUCGAGCCCACCGUCAUCGAUGAGGUGAGGACCGGUGCAUAUCGCCAGCUGUUCCACCCGGAGCAGCUCAUCUCCGGCAAGGAGGACGCCGCCAACAACUUCGCACGAGGACACUAUACGGUGGGGAAGGAGAUCGUUGAUUUGUGCCUUGAUCGUGUGCGGAAGUUGGCCGACAAUUGCACUGGCCUGCAAGGCUUUCUGGUGUUCAAUGCCGUGGGUGGCGGCACUGGGUCGGGAUUGGGUUCUUUGCUAUUGGAACGUUUGUCUGUUGAUUAUGGGAAGAAAUCAAAGCUUGGGUUCACAAUUUUUCCUUCCCCACAGGUCUCUACUGCAGUUGUGGAGCCAUACAAUAGCGUCCUAUCCACCCACUCAUUGCUCGAGCACACAGAUGUUGCCGUCCUAUUGGAUAACGAGGCUAUCUAUGAUAUCUGCCGCAGAUCCCUUGAUAUUGAGAGGCCCACCUACACCAACCUAAACCGCUUGAUCUCUCAGAUCAUAUCCUCAUUGACCACCUCUCUGAGGUUCGAUGGAGCCAUCAACGUUGACGUCACGGAGUUCCAGACGAAUCUUGUACCCUAUCCCCGCAUUCAUUUCAUGCUCUCCUCAUAUGCCCCUGUUAUCUCCGCCGAGAAAGCUUACCAUGAGCAGCUGUCAGUACCUGAGAUAACUAAUGCUGUUUUUGAACCGUCAAGUAUGAUGGCGAAGUGUGACCCAAGGCAUGGAAAGUACAUGGCAUGUUGUUUGAUGUACCGUGGAGAUGUUGUGCCCAAGGAUGUUAAUGCAGCUGUUGCCACCAUUAAAACCAAGAGGACUGUUCAGUUUGUUGACUGGUGUCCCACCGGUUUCAAGUGCGGGAUCAACUACCAGCCACCGACUGUCGUCCCGGGGGGCGACCUGGCCAAGGUGCAGCGCGCCGUGUGCAUGAUCAGCAACAACACUGCAGUCGCUGAGGUUUUCUCGCGUAUCGACCACAAGUUCGACCUCAUGUAUUCCAAGCGGGCGUUCGUGCACUGGUAUGUCGGCGAAGGCAUGGAGGAGGGUGAAUUUUCGGAGGCGCGCGAGGACUUGGCUGCCCUCGAGAAGGACUAUGAAGAAGUUGGUGCAGAGGGCGUGGACGACGACGCAGAGGAAGGAGACGAUUAUUAAACUGCAUGUUGGUAUUUUAUGGUAGUCAUCAACAGUGAUUGUCUAUCUAUGGUAUAUGCUUUCUUCAAUUGCUUUCUGUGCUUUUAUCGUAGCUGCUGGUAUGCUUUCGCACUUUUGUAUUGCUCAAGCUUGUAUCCUUAAGAAUCUUUCAUGAUGUUACAGUUGCUUUUGGUAUGAUGGAGUUUCCUCGCUCUUGUUAUGAGCACUUUUCUCA